ACAAGUAACUCAGUACACAUUAAACCAAAAGUGAGGAAGCAUCGAUUGCGUUACGGUAGUGGCUAAGAUGUAGUAACACACACAAAUGUCAAAGAUGGGGAUACUAAGUGUUUUUUUUAGACCGACUAUUAAGGAAGGUAUCCAAGUCACACCUGCUGUAGAAGCUUUAGAAAAGCCGUUCGAAGAUGUACCACCGGAUUUCUGCAUAAUUGAUGUUCAAGAACCGGAACAAGAAGGAAUCAAUGACAAUGACAACAAUCUGCAGUCUGAAACGUUAUCACUCGCAUCGUCCAAUUCAGAACACCAAAAUCAAACAGAAAAUUCUAGUACCAACAAUGACGACCAUCUACAGUCUGAAAUAUUAUCACUGUCAUCAACUAGUUCUGAACACCAAAAUCAAACAGAAAAUUCUAGUACCAACAAUGAUAACCAUUUGCUGUAUGAAGUAUUAUCACUGGCAUCGACAAGUUCUGAACACGAAAAUCAAACAGAAAAUACUAGUACCGAUGUCAAGCAACUAGCACAAGAAUUCCAGAACAUGAAAAAAGAACUCCAGCACCUUCACGACCUUAAAAAGGACGUAGAACAUAUGAAAGAGCAAGUAACACAAAAUCAGAAUUCUUUAUCAGUAGAACAAGCGCACAGUUUGCGGUCUGAAACAUGGUCGUUGGGCUCGGUUUCCAGAUGUUCUGACUGCGAAAACCAACUAGAAGUUUCUAGUAGUAGAAUGGAACAAGUCUAUGAAGAAAUUCAUAAACUGAAAGAAGAAAUUCGGGUUUUGAAACAAAACCAAGGUUCGUCGUUGGGAAGUGUUACAACUUCGGGGGUUGCGCCGCCUCCACCUCCUCCUCUUCCUCCUCCGCCUCCAUCCCCGAACAUAACUAUAAUAAUAACGAAAUCGGUAGAUAAAACGAAGAACAGGAAGACAACUGAAGAGAAUCAGAGGCCCCUUACAUUGGAGGAACUUCUGAAUCAGAAAGAGAAACUGAGGAAAACGGAGCCAGUUCCACGUCAUCAGACUUCCAAUGGUUCUAAUGAUUGUAACCAACAUGGAGUUUCGCUUGAAGAAUUACAAAAGGUGGUAUUGAAGCCUGCGGGGAGGCGAAGACUUAAAAGCGAGUCAAAUGCUACGUCUAGCACAAGUGCUUUAAAAGAUAACCCUUUAUUUUAAUGUGACUAAUAUACCAAGUGAUUCAAUAGAUUCUAUAAAUAGUGUACUUAGACAAUUUUGGAGACUUAUAUUGUUAUCGAUUAUGUAGUUUCAUUUACAGUAUUAGGUUUUACAAAAUGAUUUUGAGCCAUAUAUCACACAGAUAAGAACUGUGUGUAGUAAAUGGCUUCGGUUUGAAUUACGUACUAUAUUAUCUAUAUAUCUUGCUUUAAUUAUUUGUAUAUUUGGAGAAUUAAAACGUUUCCAGAUAA
Molecule: messenger RNA, 1422 nt
Organism: Zophobas morio
Lineage: Eukaryota; Metazoa; Arthropoda; Insecta; Coleoptera; Tenebrionidae
Exons: 5
Coding region: 86-1171 (361 amino acids)
Source: RefSeq, a predicted model, not a curated record